AUGUAUCGAAACCAGACUCUUCAAGCGUUUGCGCCAACGCCUCAUAGCUAUGUGCCACCGCAUAAUAAUGCUACAAUCAACCUUGAUGAGGAAGUGAAACUCACAGAGUCUAGAGCCGAGCGAGAUCUCCAGGAUUCUCUGGCAGAGGUUUUCAGUAUCCUUGUAACACUAGAUGAGAUUGAAAAAGCGUUUUUGAAAGAUGCCGUCGCAGUCAGUAGUUACACGGAAAUCUGCGAUCGAUUAUUAAAGCAGUAUAAAGCAAUUCUGAACGAUGAAGCCGUGUCUCGAGAAUUUGUCGAUCUAGAGACUUUUAAGAAUACGUGGGAGAUCGAAGUUCCAAGAGCUACAGAGAGAGUCCGAAUUGGUCUACCAAGUACAGUUACUGCACCAUCCAUGAAUCCAACAUCAGCUAGGGGAAGUAAUAUAAACGGGGCUCUAAUCCUGGAAGCUACGCAGGACUUCAUAACCUUUCUGGAUGCGCUCAAGUUGGGCCUUUUAGCUAAGGAUCAACUGCAUCCACUGCUAUCCGACGUUAUUCAGAGUAUCAAUAAGGUUACGGAUCGGGACUUUGAGGGAAGAGGCAAAAUUGUGCAGUGGUUAAUUGCCUUGAAUCAAAUGAAAGCAACGGAUGAAGUGAGUGAAUCUCAGGCAAGAGAGCUGGAACUUGAUAUGAAUACAGCGUAUCAAGGGUUCAAGGCAACUUUGAGCUAG
Molecule: messenger RNA, 711 nt
Organism: Blumeria graminis f. sp. triticale
Lineage: Eukaryota; Fungi; Ascomycota; Leotiomycetes; Helotiales; Erysiphaceae
Source: the annotation of a GenBank genome assembly